ACAUAUACGUUACAUGUAACAUGCUUGAGUAUAUAACAUUUAUAUACUGUUUGCUGGGAUAGAAUUGAAUGCCGUCUGGUGAAUUUGGAUAAAUUCAAAAUGGGAACCAUGGUGACGCUAUUUUCGCCAAAAUCGCCAAAAUUAAGCAGAAAAAGACGGAUAGCGUCACCAUAGUUGCCAUUUCAAAUUUAUCAAAAUUCACCAGACGGCAUUCGAUUCUGCGUGUAAAAAGCUAAAAUUUAAGCCCUAAUACGACCCUCUAUACUCUUAAGUAAAAAGUGGGCAGCCCGAUGUGCCUUUUGACGUCCGAUCGGACGUUUCACGGAGAAAAUUUUAUAUUAAUUUGUAAUAUAAUUUUAAAUUAUAUUUUACUAUUUUUUGCAUUAUUGGUAGACCAUCAUGACUUUAUAGAAUAAAUUGAAGUAUAACAGCAAAACUUAAAACCAACAUUCAUCUAAUAUAUUUUAUCAUUUGCCAUAGUAAAAAUUCGUAGGUAUAAAAAGUUAUCUUUAUUAUGUAUCAUUUAAAGUAUUAUAAUAUAUGUUAAACCUCUUUUUUUUACUAUAUAGUAUCGUUUGUGAGUUGAUCAGAAUAACACAUCAAUAACUUAUUAAAAAGAAUAUAACUGAGUUGUUAUAAGAAAAAUUAUAUUUUGAUAGCCAGAAUAAAUUAUAUGGAACUUUUAUCGACUCCUGAUUAUAAUUCGGAAAAAAUUCAAUAAUAAAAAGAUGGACAACGAAAAAGUAGACAGUAAAGGCUUCUGCAAUCUAAUAUCACCGUAAAAUCCAAAAUGACAAUUGUAAAAGCGAGAGGAAAUAUAGGCGAUUAGAAAUCUGCGUUAAUUUAUCGAUAGAAAAUUAAAUAUGUUUUGACCAAAUCUGGAGGCUUAAUAUCAAUCAAACAAUUUAAUGAAAUUAUAAAAAUGACAUAUGGAACUAAAGACAGUAUUCUAAAAGAAGCUGCCAUUCAGAUUGGUGCUGGAGGAUCAGCAGGUUUCAUUGAGGUCUGCAUAAUGCAUCCAAUGGAUCUUGUUAAAACACGUUUUCAGUUUCAAGUAAAGACAACAAAGGCAGAUCCAUUGUAUUAUACAGGCAUUUAUGACUGUAUGACUAAAAUGUAUAAAACUGAAGGACUACCGGCAUUUUGGAAAGGGAUUUUACCCCCAAUAAUUGUAGAAACUCCCAAACGUGCGGUUAAAUUUUUUACAUUUGAGCAAUACAAACGAUUUUUCUUAUUUGGCGCCAGCACACCUUCUCCAUUGACAUUUUCAUGCGCUGGUUUCUUUGCUGGUGUUACAGAGGCUAUAUUAGUUAAUCCUUUUGAAAUGAUCAAAGUAAAUCUACAAACUAAUCGGAAGCACAUCAAAGAGAGUCCAUCAACUUACACAGUAACAAAAGAAAUUAUUUCAAAGCACGGUUUUGGAUUAAAUGGCCUGAAUAAGGGACUUACAGCCACUAUAUUGAGGAAUUCAAUAUUCAAUGCAUUCUAUUUUGGUUUUUAUCACUCCGUUAAAAGAUGUGUGCCAGUUAAGAAAACACCUUGGUUGGAAUUUUUAACUCAAAUUUUUAUAGGAUUUUUAUCAGGUACUAUAGGUUCCUGUUUAAACAUACCAUUUGAUGUUGCCAAAACUCGCAUUCAGGGACCACAAGAUAGCACACAACAAUAUAAGGGAACAUUAAAUGCCAUACACAUUAUUUACAAAAACGAAGGAUUCAGAGCCUUAUACAAAGGCUUAGUACCAAAAAUUUUAAGAUUAGGUCCAGGUGGUGCUAUUAUGCUUGUAGUGUAUGACCACAUGAGUGUAUUUCUUACGAAUAAGUUUAAAGAUUAAUUUUUAUAUAAUAUUUUGAUAUUAUAUAUAUUUUGAGAUAUAAUGUGAAGUAAUUAUAAGUUAUUUUAAGAAGAUGCAUUUAAUGUACAUAUAUGUAGAAUAAAAAAUCAAAUAAUUUUA
This is a messenger RNA of Nylanderia fulva, 1951 nucleotides long. The record is from RefSeq and is a predicted model, not a curated record. Lineage: Eukaryota; Metazoa; Arthropoda; Insecta; Hymenoptera; Formicidae.